Papaver somniferum (opium poppy) is the source of this 914-nucleotide messenger RNA. Its product is annotated as dehydration-responsive element-binding protein 1B-like. Lineage: Eukaryota; Viridiplantae; Streptophyta; Magnoliopsida; Ranunculales; Papaveraceae. Gene Ontology annotation, biological process: regulation of DNA-templated transcription. Gene Ontology annotation, molecular function: DNA binding; DNA-binding transcription factor activity. The transcript has a single exon. The record is from RefSeq and is a predicted model, not a curated record. Bases 87 to 800 code for a protein of 237 amino acids.
CUUCAACCUCAACUGAGCUUAAACUCUCUCAGAACAAUUUCUUUGUACAACAUUUCACAAAUUCUUUCAAGACUAAUUCAGUGAGUAUGAAUCUUGAGCAAUAUUUUGAUGAGUAUUCGGUUUCAUCAUCUUCACAGUCAUCGUCAAGUGCAGAUCAAAAUUGUAGCUCAGAACCAAAUGAGACUUCAUCAUCUUCGUCGUCUACUCGGCAAUUUGUAUCAUCACAUAAGAAAACAUCUGGAAGAAAGAAAUUUAAAGAAACUAGACAUCCGAUUUACAGAGGAGUAAGGGAGAGGAAAAAUGAUAAAUGGGUUUGUGAAGUUAGAGAACCCAAUAGUAAAUCAAGAAUUUGGCUUGGAACUCAUUCAACUCCAGAGAUGGCAGCUAGAGCUUAUGAUGUUGCUGCAAUAGCUCUGCGAGGAAAAUCAGCUCCGUUAAAUUUUGAAGAUUCUCUAUGGCUCUUACCUCGUGCAAAAUCAUCAUCUGCUAAAGAUAUUCGAUUAGCAGUUGCAGAAGCCUCGCGCACAUUUCCAUUCCCUACUUGUAAAAAGUCAUCACCGGAAACAAAGAAAUCACAGAAGUCUGUUACAUCAAGAUUAUCCAAACGGCCGGCGGAAACUACCGAGAAAACCUUAGACGGUCUUUUGACAACGGAGACGUUUUUUGACGAAGAAGCGUUGUAUAAUAUGCCAACGAUGAUCGCCAGCAUGGCAGAAGGGAUGUUACUUGAUCCACCGCAAGAUGGUUACUAUUAUGAUGACGUGGAGUACAACGUGGACUGCAGCUUGUGGAGUGAAUAGUGGAUGUUACUUUUCCGUUCUUUCAGUCGUUACAUGUUCGCUUUUCAAAUGAACCACUACUGUAAUUUUGGAAGAUAUUUUUGUAGAUAAUAUCUCUUCUCAAAUCUUCAUAUU